GAAGAUUCAAAACGAAGAUGGCGGCUGAAAAUGAUCUCCACAGUAAUCACAAACUGGACAGAAGGGGGACAAAAUGCAGUUUGUUUAUCAGCCAGGAAAAGCCAAACACGAGCCAGCCUGUCAUCUUUAACCCAGACUUCUUUGUGGAGAGGCUGCGGCACGAACAUCCGCAAGCCUUCGCCGAUUUGGUACUCAGCAAUAUCACUCGACUCAUAGACCUUCCCGGGGAUGAGUUUGCCCAGCUCACCGGAGAGUCGGAGGCUAAGGUGCCCUCCGCCUCUGGCUUUCUCCGCUCCUUCAACUUCCUGAAACGGAAAGAAAAAGGGGUGGUUUUUGGUGCGCCAUUAACUGAAGAAGGAAUAGCACAGAUCUAUCAGCUCAUUGAAUACCUGAGUAAAAACCUUCAUGUGGAGGGGUUGUUCCGUGUGCCAGGGCACAGCCUAAGGCAGGCAGCCCUGAGGGAGAUGCUGAAUGCAGGGGCGGAGAUAGAUCUGGAGACAGGCGACUUCCACCCCAAUGAUGCAGCCACAUUGCUCAAAGCGUACCUGGGAGAGCUGCCGGAGCCUCUGCUCACGCACAGACACUAUCAUGCUCACCUGAAGAUUGGAGCGCUGACUCGCUUCGAUGAUAAGGGGGAUAAGACGAGUGUGCCAGACAAAGAACGCCAGAUUGAGGCGUAUCAGCUGCUAUUCAUGCUGCUCCCGCCAGCCAACCGCAGCCUGUUGAAGCUGCUGCUUAACCUGCUGUACCACACUGCUCGAAAUCAGCACAUUAACAAGAUGUCUGCAAUCAAUCUAGCCACAAUGUUUGCUCCACACAUCAUCUGGCCCAAAAAUGUGAUGGCAAGUGAUCUGCAGGGACACAUUGAGCAGCUGAAUAAUGGCAUAGCAUUCCUCAUCAGGCACUCACAAAAGCUGUUCAAGGCGCCUACAUACAUCAAAGAAUACACCCGCUUAUACUUCACAGGAUCCAAAACUCUUCAAUCAAAGGAUGACUUGACGCUGUGUUCUGGGAGUAAAGAUGGUUCCACGUUUGCAGUAACAGUUGCAUCCCCUUCUUCCUCCAUGAGAACAAUUGAGGGUGAGGUCAGCAGCACCUCCACCACCAUGUUGUCAGAGACUCAGAGUUACACUGAAUCUGCCCUCAGAGAGCUGUACCAGCAGGUCAACAACAUGCCUGAGUCUGCCAAAAAGAAGAAACUCAUCAGACAGUUUGAUAAGCAGCUGCAGACACCUUCCUCAGACUCGCGGGCACCAUUCAGCAGGAAACACUGGCGUUCGCGCUCUUUGGGUGGAAUAAUCAAGAAGAAGGUGUUGGGAGGCCAAGCACUAACAGAGAAAGAAAACAGCAGACUGGAGAGUCCCCUACCCUGCAAUCACUUAAUGAGCAGCAAAGAGACACCAACUGUGGAGCCAGAGCUGAAUGGGAAUAACCUCACACGCAUCACCAAGAGCGACUUCGCUGGACUCAAGUACAUCCGAGUUCUGCAGCUGAUGGAGAAUCAGAUUACCGUGAUUGAGCGUGGUGCUUUUGAUGACAUGAAGGAGCUGGAGCGACUGCGGCUGAACCGUAAUCAACUGCAGCAGCUUCAUGAGUUGCUGUUUCAGAAGAACCCUGCCCUGUCUCGACUAGAUCUGAGUGAGAACUUCAUCCAGUCCAUCCCCAGAAAAGCAUUCAGAGGAGCUACGGACAUCAAAAACCUUCAGCUGGAUAAAAACCACAUUGGCUGCAUUGAGGACGGAGCCUUCAGAGCUCUGAGAGGCUUGGAAGUACUAACGCUGAACAACAACAACAUCAGCAGCAUCCCCGUCUCCAGCUUCAACCACAUGCCCAAGCUGCGAACCUUCCGGCUCCAUUCCAACAAUCUGAACUGUGACUGUCACCUGGCGUGGUUGGCUCAGUGGCUCAGACAGAGGCCUACAAUUGGUCUAUUCACACAAUGUACCGCCCCCUCUGAGCUCAGAGGACUCAAUGUGGCGGAGGUACAGAAACAUGAAUUCAGCUGCUCAGGUCACCAAGAGUCUUCCAGCCCUCAGCCAUGCAGUAUCGGUGGAGGCUCCUGUCCCGCCAUGUGUACCUGCAGCAACAACAUCGUGGACUGCAGAGGGAAAGGUCUCACCGCCAUCCCAGCCAACCUGCCCGACACCAUGGCGGAGAUACGUCUGGAGCAGAAUGGGAUUAAGUCUGUUCCUCCUGGAGCCUUCUCUCCCUACAAGAAGCUGCGUAGGAUAGACCUGAGCAACAACCAGAUCUCAGAGAUAGCUCCUGAUGCCUUCCAGGGCCUGCGCUCCCUCAACUCCCUCGUGCUGUAUGGAAAUAAGAUCACUGACCUGCCCAAGGGGGUGUUUGACGGCCUCUACGCCCUGCAACUGCUGUUGCUGAAUGCCAAUAAGAUUCACUGCGUUCGUGCCAACGCCUUCCAGGACCUGCAGAAUCUCUCACUGCUAUCGCUCUACGACAACAAGAUCCAAACCCUUGCCAAGGGCACCUUCACUUCGCUACGAGCUAUACAGACCCUUCACCUGGCUCAGAACCCCUUUAUUUGUGACUGUAACUUGAAGUGGCUGGCAGACUACCUACGCUCCAACCCCAUUGAGACCAGCGGUGCCCGCUGUGCCAGCCCUCGUCGACUGGCAAACAAACGUAUUGGACAGAUCAAGAGCAAGAAAUUCCGGUGCUCUGCCAAAGAGCAGUACUUCAUCCCAGGUACAGAGGACACCCGUCUGAAUAAUGCAUGUAACAGUGAUCCAGUGUGUCCUCCCAAGUGUCGUUGUGAGUCAAACGUAGUGGACUGCUCCAACCUGAAGCUCACCAAGAUCCCUGAGCAUAUCCCUGCAUCCACUACUGAACUCCGCCUUAACAACAAUGACAUCACCAAUCUGGAGGCAACUGGAGUUUUUAAGAGCCUUUCCCAGCUGAAGAAAAUUAACCUCAGCAACAACAAGAUCACAGAGAUUGAAGAUGGGACAUUUGAAGGUGCGUCAUCCGUUAAUGAGCUUCACCUCACGGCCAAUCAGAUCGACUCAGUUCGGAGCGGGAUGUUCCGUGGCCUCGAGGGUCUGCGUAUGCUGAUGCUGAGAAACAACAAGAUCAGCUGUGUCCACAACGACAGCUUCACAGGGCUGCACAACGUCCGGCUGCUGUCUCUGUACGACAACCAGCUGACCACAAUCACUCCCGGAGCCUUCGACACUCUGCAGACUCUCUCUACCCUUAACCUGCUGGCCAACUCCUUUAACUGUGACUGCCGGCUGGCCUGGCUUGGUGAUUGGCUGCGAAGUAGAAAGAUCGUGACAGGUAACCCUCGCUGCCAGCGCCCUGCCUUCCUUAAGGAGAUCCCUCUGCAGGACGUGGCUCUGCCUGACUUCCGCUGUGAGGAUGGCCAAGAGGAGCAGUCGAGCUGUGUGCCCAGACCCCAGUGUCCCAGUGAAUGUACUUGCCUGGAAACUGUGGUGCGCUGCAGUAACAAGCACCUCCACACACUGCCCAAAGGCAUCCCCAGAAAUGUGACUGAACUGUAUCUGGAUGGAAACCAGUUCAGUGUUGUGCCAAAGGAACUGUCCACCUUCAAAUACCUGCAGCUGGUAGACCUGAGCAACAACAAGAUCAGCUCUCUGACCAACUCGUCCUUCGCUAACAUGAGCCAGCUCACCACUCUAAUCCUGAGCUACAACUCCCUGCGUUGUAUCCCCAAAAUGGCCUUCAAUGGACUGCAUUCUCUCCGACUGCUGUCUCUCCAUGGCAACGAAAUCUCAGAGCUUCCUGAUGGCAUCUUCAACGAUGUGGCCUCACUCUCCCACUUGGCAAUUGGUGCCAACCCUUUACAUUGUGACUGUCGUCUGCGCUGGCUGUCUGACUGGGUGAAGACCAGCUACAAAGAGCCUGGCAUCGCCCGCUGUGCUAGUCCACAGGGCAUGGAGGGCAAACUGCUGCUUACCACACCUGCUAAGAAGUUCGAAUGCACAGGUGAUGUGGACACCACAGUCCUGGCCAAGUGUAACCCCUGUCUGUCCAGUCCUUGUCUGAACCAAGGCAUCUGUCACAGUGACGUGGCAGAGAUGUACAGAUGCAGCUGUCCACCAGGAUUCAAGGGCAAGAACUGUGAGAAAGCUCUGAAUGCUUGUGUGAGUAACCCAUGUGCCAACGGAGGAACCUGCCAAGCAAAUGAGGUUGUGGAGGGAGAAUACAGUUGCACAUGUCCACUGGGCUUUGAGGGCCCUACUUGCCAAACAAACAUUGACGACUGCGAAGACAACGAUUGUGAGAACGGAGCGACCUGCCUCGAUGGAGUCAACAACUACACUUGUUUUUGUCCCCCCUACUACACAGGGGACAUGUGCGAAGAAAUGGAGGAUGUGUGUGCCCCAGGACGGAGCCCCUGCCAACAUCAGUCUACCUGCCUCAUCACCUCUACUGGACCCAAAUGUGUGUGCUCUCCUGGUUAUGUUGGUGACGACUGCAGUGUAGACUAUAACGACUGUGAGGAGCAUCGCUGUCAGAACGGAGCCCAGUGUGUGGAUGAGCUAAAUGGAUACUCCUGCGUCUGUCCUGAGGGAUACAAUGGUCAGUUGUGUGAGGUUCCCCCAUCUCCACUGUCCCUGUGUGAGCUGGCCGACUGCCAGAACAAUGCCCCGUGUGUGGAGCGAGGCGGGCGGGCCCUCUGCCAGUGUCCCCCAGAGUUUGGGGGGCCACGCUGCGAGAAGCUGGUCAGCGUCAACUUCAUUGACAGAGACUCCUACCUGCUGCUCUCUGACCUCAAGAACUGGCCACAAGCUAAUAUUACCUUACAGGUGUCAACAGCUGAGGAUAAUGGUAUCCUGCUGUACAAUGGAGAAGAUGAUCAUAUUGCAGUGGAGCUCUACCAAGGUCAUGUCAAGGUCAGCUAUGACCCCGGCAGCCAGCCAGGACACGCCAUUUAUAGCACUGAGACUAUCAACGAUGGCCAGUUUCACACAGUGGAGCUGGUGACCUUUGAUCAGAUGGUGAACCUGUCCAUUGACGGGGGUCUCCCUACCACAAUGGACAGCUUUGGGGCGGUGCGGCCCCUCAACGGGGAGGCUCCACUAUACGUGGGGGGCAUGCCAGUGGAUGUACAUUCAGGUGCUUUCCGUCUCUGGCAGCUCCAGAAUGGUUCCAGUUUUCACGGCUGUAUCCAGAAUCUGUACAUCAACAAUGAGCUCCAGGACUUCACCAAGACCCAGAUGAAGCCUGGCGUGGUACCGGGCUGUGAGCCCUGCAAAAAGAUCUACUGUGUACAUGGCAUCUGCCAGCCUGAUGGGGUCCAGGGACCAGUGUGCCACUGCCAGCCAGGCUGGAGCGGCCCACACUGCGACCAGCCUGCUACCAACCCUUGCCAGGGCAGCAAGUGCGUCCAUGGAAAGUGCAUCCCAUUGGACACUCAGUCAUACCGCUGUGAGUGUUCGGAGGGUUACCGCGGAGCCUUGUGUAACCAACAGGGUGAGCUGUUUAACCCCUGCCGCCGCCUGUCCUGCAAACACGGUCGCUGCCAGAUCUCAGACACAGGAGAUGCUUACUGUCACUGUGAAAGUGGUUACACUGGAGAACUUUGUGACACAGAGUCUGAAUGUCGAGGGGAACCUGUGCGAGACUUCUACCAGGUACAGCGAGGCUAUGCAAUCUGCCAGACCACACGCAUGGUCUCUUGGGUGGAGUGCACCGGAGCUUGUGACACGGGGGCCUGCUGCGCCAGUCAGCGAAUGAAACGCCGGAAAUACACCUUUGAAUGCAGUGAUGGAACUUCCUUCAGCGAGGAAGUUGAAAAGACCAUCAAGUGUGGCUGCGUGGGCUGCAUGUAGCACCAUUCGCUCACAUUUCCUGCCGCUGCCGCUAAGCAGAAGAUAGAAAGUAAGGAAGAAAGAAAGAGAGAGGACUGGAGGAAAGCAAGCGAGGGAGGGAAAGCGAGAGAGAGUAUAAAGAAUAUAUAUAAAACCUCUAUCUAUAUAUUAUGGACAACAAUGUUUGUAAAAUAGGACAUUUCCUCCCCUUCCAAGGGUGUGUGACCUACAGUAACACAGAGAAACCAACAUCAUGAGCAACAAUGUAGAAGUGACAACAACGGCAACAGAACCAUUGUAUCUGCAACAUUGUUCCAAGGGGUCCAGAGAUUUCAAAGGUGUUGCAUUCAGAGUGAGGCAUCCCUCCAACCCAAAUUACCCAGUGUGAUAUCCCCCAUCCAUCCGUGAGGCCUCUGACAGCCUAGCCACCAUCUACCAUCUUUACUUUGUGGAGGCAGAGAGGACAGUGGGGUCCAGCCUGGCUAAGAAUGGCAGAAGAGAGGCAGAGACUGACAAAAAGAGAGAAACACAGGGAUGAGAAAAGAGCUGGACCGUUUGACUUGGCAAAGCUAUCUUGAGUUGAGCUUGGCUGGGGCACCUGGACUGGGCUGCAUAUGGUUUGGGUUGAGUUAAAGUUGUUGUUGGUUUGGUGUAGCAGUUUCUCUGCCAGGAUACAGUCAUCCAUCCACACAUGCACAUGUAGAAGAGAACAAAGAAACGGUAGGGUUAGAGUGGCACAUAAUCCAGUGCGGACGUCAUGGUUUCGAGGCCAGGUGGUCUGGCGUCACAGUUGUUUGCUGUGAGGUACCGUAACAUAGAAACUCCAUAAAAUAGAGACUGCACUGACUAGCAGCACUGAAAAUGACAGUUGUACAUCUCUCCCAAGUACAUGAUCACACAUGCAUGGUAUACAUACAUUUACACAGUCUUAACACCUGUAAAAGUGAAGAGGCUUGUGUGAUGCAACUAUAUUCUGUUCGUACAGCAAACCAAUCUGGUGCUGGCAAUGCCCAGUGCCUAUCAAUCCCCCAGCAUGCAUUGCCUCAGGGUUAGGACGAUUUGCAUAAUCCCACCCCCUUUGAGCAGGGGGCUGUUUAGCCCUGCUCCUCUUGAUGCCUGCAGUAUUAAACUUGUGCAAACUGUUGCAUGUGUGGAGAAGAGUUUGCCAACAAAUAUGUAGAGCUUCUUAAUAUCAUUAUAAAUGUUAUUACAAAACAAAAGGUUGCAGAAUCAGCUUCUGAUUUUUGUUUUGUUCUGUCUAAUUUCUCAUAUUGAUUUGUUUUUAUUUUUGUUAAAUUUUGUCUCAUGAUGUAACCUAACUCCUUUAGCUGCCCCCCAACCUUCCCCCAACAACUCUUUAUAUAGAAAUGCCUAACAGAUUCUAAUAUAUAUAUAUUUGUAUUUCAUUUUGGUAUAGUAUUUUUCUAUGUUAAGGAGUAAGUCUGUUUCUGGAAGCUUUGGGACUGGUGGAAAGGCAAUCGGUUGGUUCCCUAGGUGUUUUUAUUUGUUGAUCUUACUUGUUCCAACAAGGUAAUUAAUUACGUUAAUUGGCCAAAAAUACAGCAGCUGGUUGGCCUUGUUGUAUAGGAGACAGUAUUGGUCUGGAAUAUGUUUAAUAUUGUAUAUGUUGUCUUCCAUGUGAAUAUUACAUCUAAUUCAUGAGA
This is a messenger RNA of Plectropomus leopardus (leopard coralgrouper), 7459 nucleotides long. The record is from RefSeq and is a predicted model, not a curated record. Lineage: Eukaryota; Metazoa; Chordata; Actinopteri; Perciformes; Serranidae.